AGUGGACGUUAAAGAGCACCGGGCUCGCGCACACCGCCGAAUGCUCGUCUCGCCCGUGGUUCGACAGGAACUGACAUCCGGUCAAUUCGGGCUGUGAACCAUCAUUGCUCUUCGCGCCGCUAACAAUAAGACGCGGUAUUAAUAAUGCGAGUAUCGUCUUCUGUUUUGGCGUGAAACGAUCCCGUGUCGGGAGCAGAGGCGCUGCUUCGACGGACGUUCAGGCCAGAUAAACUUGAACAUCUAACGCCGGUGGUGCUGCUGGACUGGUCAGUUAUAUAAGCUCAUGUCCGCCACUAUCAGGAGGUUGAAGAACCGUUCCCAAACGUGAACCUGAUACCAAUGAGCCUAUGGGAGUUGCUCGACUGUAUUUACAUUUAAACGUCAGCAGUCGACCCACCAAGAUGCCUUCGGCGAUGGUUGGCAACAACGCUGCUCAGUCUGCGAGUCCAGAUCUGGGGAACGGAAGUCAGUCAGAGGCCAUGAAGCAGUUCCUCGGUGUCGUCGAUAAGAAGGUUCGCAACAUGGAGAAGAAAAAGUCUAAACUGGAUGACUAUCAGGCAAAGAAGGACAAGGGAGACAACCUGAACCAGGAUCAGCUGGAGGCCUUAUCGAAGUACCAAGAGAUCUUGAACAACCUGGAGUUCGCUCGGGAAUUGCAGAAGAGCUUCCUUGCUCUGGGCCAAGAGAUCCAGAAGGCAGUGAAGAAGUCGGCACGGAGAGAACUGCUGCAACGGGAGGAGCAGGAGCAGCAGCGACUGAAGACCGUGCUGGAGCUGCAGUUCAUACUGGACCAGUUGGGAGACGACAACGUCAGGCAGGACCUAAAGCAGCCGGGUGCUUAUGGCUCCCCGCUGCUCACGGAGGCUGAGCUGACAUCGCUGGAUGAGUUUUACAAGCUCGUGGGACCUGAGAGAAACUACGACUUCAGGUUGACCAACCAAUAUGAAGAAGCAUCGCUGCACCUGUGGGAACUGCUGGAGGGCAAAGACAAGGCUGUAGCAGGAACCUCAUACAAAGCACUGAAGGACAUUUUAGACAAGGUGCUACUGAGCGAGUACUUCGACCAGCCUCAGACGCAUCAGAAUGGCACCUGUGAAGAGGAGAAAGCACAGGAGAAGGACACUGUGGUGACUGAGCCUGCUCCGGAGGAGAAGCCGUCAGAACCUGAAGGAGCCGCCACUGAAACCUUUGCAGAGUCAAUAAAAGUAGAAACCACAGAGUUUGUAAACACACAGUUCAUUCCUGAAACCACUUACAGCAGCACAGACAAGGAGCAGGUGGAGGAGUGGUCAGUGGAAGCGCAGUUGGUGAGCUCCCUCCAGCACGCACCCCCCGCCCGCUUGGCCCCAGAACCCCCGGCUCCCGUCAACCACGUCGCUCCUGUGCCGUUGACCGACCCCGUCAUCCGGAAACAGGUGGUUCAAGACCUCAUGGCUCAAAUGCAGGGCACAUACAACUUCAUGCAGGACUCGAUGUUGGAGUUUGACGGUCAGGCUCUGGACCCAGCUAUUGUCUCUGCCCAACCCAUGAAGCCGGUGCAGCCCGUGGACCUGCAGCAGAUGACCUCCCCACAUUCAGAGUCCAGACUCCCUCAGAUGAGCUCAGUGGCCGGACCCCAGGAGUCGUCUCAAGUAUUCAACCUGAGCGCCUCAGUGCCACCUGCCGGCGACGGGCAAGAAGACACCCUGAAGGCACCGAGCCAGUUCCCCGGCAGCUAUGGGCAGAGCUUUGGUCACGCAGAGCCGUCAGCAGACCAGUCUGACCUGCCACAGGAAACACUACAGUCAGUGGUUGCCGGCUUCCAGUCCCAGUCCCAGGCCAUGCCGACACCAGGGGGGCAUGAAGAGUCCGCCGCUGGUGCCGGGUUUGGCCAGUCAGGUCAGUCGUUCUACAACAGCCGCGCGGCGCCCAGGGCCGGGCCCAGAGGGAGUCGGGGAGUAAUGAACGGCUACAGGGGAUCCUCCAACGGUUUCAGAGGAGGAUACGAAGGUUAUCGACCACCCUUCGCCAACACCCCCAGCACCGGUUACGCUCAGAGCCAGUUCAACACGCCACGGGACUUCUCUAAUGCCACCUACCAGCGGGAGGGCUACCAGCAAGGAUACAAGCGUGGAAGCAGCCAAGGACCACGAGGGCUGUCUCGAGGGAACGUUCAAGCCAUGCGAUCUUAAAGGCGGCCGGGUCACACCACAUCAAACAUUCAGGAUUUUUGAAUGUUCACCAAGUUCACUUUUAUAACGCUUUCUUUCUCAUCGUCUUUUUUUUUAACUCCUGUUCUACUCGUCGGUCGACCUCUCGAGGUCCUUCCAUAUCCUCUUAAUGUUUUAACACAAAAUGCUGUACUCCACAACAUGUAGGACUAUGAGCAGGUCUGUGUGCUACAAAACAACAAAUAGUUAUUCCUGUAAACUUGAAAGAUUUCAUUAAUUUAUUUUUUGUACAAAAAAAAAUGCAAAAAAUACCCGCCACUGUCGAUCUGAUUCCAGGAUUCUUUGUUUCCUUCCUUUCUUCUUCUGCCCUGUACUGUUGGCCACUUUGACCCCGGAUGCUCCAAUUUUCAUAGACAUUCAAUGUUUUUUUUUUUUUUUUACCCCCGUCACCUCCUGCCUCAUAACCUCUUUGUAUGCCGAUGUAAUUGGUCAAGACUGUUUCAAUAAAGUUGUG
Synchiropus splendidus (mandarinfish) is the source of this 2664-nucleotide messenger RNA. It is a transcript of the gene caprin1a, whose product is annotated as cell cycle associated protein 1a. The transcript is spliced from 18 exons. Bases 348 to 2171 code for a protein of 607 amino acids. Gene Ontology annotation, molecular function: RNA binding. Gene Ontology annotation, cellular component: cytoplasm. Lineage: Eukaryota; Metazoa; Chordata; Actinopteri; Syngnathiformes; Callionymidae. The record is from RefSeq and is a predicted model, not a curated record.